Yarrowia lipolytica CLIB122 is the source of this 981-nucleotide messenger RNA. RefSeq lists its product as uncharacterized. Gene Ontology annotation, biological process: transmembrane transport. Gene Ontology annotation, cellular component: Golgi apparatus. Gene Ontology annotation, molecular function: GDP-fucose transmembrane transporter activity; antiporter activity. NCBI's taxonomy places the organism in Eukaryota, Fungi, Ascomycota, Dipodascomycetes, Dipodascales. The record is from RefSeq and is a predicted model, not a curated record.
AUGGAAAAAUCAAUCACCAACUCGCCAGUUCUGUCGAUCCUGUCGUACUGCGCGGCAUCUAUUCUGAUGACCGUGACCAACAAGUAUGUCUUGUCCGGUACCUCUUUUAACCUGAACUUGGCGCUUCUGGCGGUCCAGUCCAUUGUGUGUCUGACGGCCAUUUCCAUCGGCAAAUCUUUCGGCCUGUGCAAGUUCCGGUCCUUCAACGCCGAUGAGGCCAAGAAGUGGUUCCCCAUCGCUCUGCUGCUGGUCGUCAUGAUCUAUACCUCCUCCAAGGCCCUGCAGUUUCUGUCGAUUCCCGUCUACACCAUUUUCAAGAACCUAACCAUCAUUCUCAUUGCCUACGGCGAGGUUCUUUGGUUUGGCGGCAGCGUCACCUCCAUGGCCUUGGCUUCUUUUGUGCUCAUGGUGCUCUCCUCCGUCAUUGCUGCCUGGAGUGAUAUCAGUGGAGCCAUUGCUGUGUCCGGUUCCGCUACUACCACAGUGACCGCUCUCAACAUCGGUUACUUCUGGAUGAUGUCUAACUGCUUCGCGUCCGCAGCCUUUGUGCUCUACAUGCGAAAGCGAAUCAAGCUCACCAACUUCGGCGACUUCGAUACUACCUUCUACAACAACCUGCUGUCUAUCCCCGUGCUCCUCAUUGCCUCUCUUCUGUUUGAAGACUGGUCCCCCGCCAACCUGGCUGUCAACUUCCCCCCCGAGUCCCGAAACCUCAUCUUCUUCUCCAUGGUUGUUUCCGGUCUCAUGAGCAUUGGUAUUUCCUACUGCUCUGCCUGGUGUGUGCGAGUCACCUCGUCCACCACCUACUCCAUGGUCGGUGCCCUCAACAAGUUGCCUCUGGCUCUUUCCGGAAUUGUCUUCUUCGGCACCCCCGCCACCUUCUCUUCUGUGUCUGCCAUCUUUGUUGGCUUCGUCGCCGGUAUCGUCUACGCGGUGGCUCAGAUCCAGAAGAAGAAGGCAGAGGCUGCUCUUCCCAAAUAA